AUGAAGAUGGUGAAGCUGAAGCGGUUCGUAAGGCGGUGGAGACCCCUGAGCUUCCGCCGCCACUCCGCCGCCGUCGGCGACAUCAGCGGCGCCUCGGGCCUCCUCCGCCGCGUCCCCGCCGGAUUCCUCGCCGUCUACGUUGGCCCGGAGAGGCGGCGCUUCGUCAUCCCCACGCGCUUCCUCACCUUCCCGGUCUUCUCAUCCCUCCUCACCCGUGCCGAGGAGGAGUUCGGCUUCUCCGCCGGCGGCGGCCUCGCUCUUCCUUGCGCCGCCGAGUUCUUCCGGCGGGUCCUCGAGAUCCUCGACUCCGACGAGGCACGGUUCAGGGACCUGGCCCUCGAGGGCUUCGUGGAGCUGAGCGGCCUCGCCGGCCCCGAGACCUUCGAUCUCCCCUCUGCUCGUUGCAGGCAGGCGGCCACCUUCCCAGCGCCGCCGCCGUCGCCGCUGCUGCUGCUGCAGCAGAAGACCAGCGUCUGA
Molecule: messenger RNA, 477 nt
Organism: Spirodela intermedia
Lineage: Eukaryota; Viridiplantae; Streptophyta; Magnoliopsida; Alismatales; Araceae
Source: the annotation of a GenBank genome assembly